Messenger RNA from Alligator sinensis (Chinese alligator), 297 nucleotides. The record is from the annotation of a RefSeq genome assembly. Lineage: Eukaryota; Metazoa; Chordata; Crocodylia; Alligatoridae.
AUAAUCACAUCCAUAAGCGUCAUAUUUUUAUACUCCUUCGUCAUCUGCACCAUCGGCCUAAUCAUACACCACACACACCUACUCUCAACACUACUAUGUCUUGAGGGUAUGAUACUGUCAAUUUUCAUGGCCUUGACAAUAUCAGCGCUCAGUUCAAACACCUCCUCAUUCAUCCUGCCACUAACAAUUCUAACCCUUUCUGCCUGUGAAGCAGGCGUCGGCCUGGCCCUACUGGUUGCCUCUGCUCGAACACAUAACACAGCAAACCUUAAAAACCUAAACCUCCUCCAAUGCUAA